GAUUUCUUUCGUGCAGGUCCAACAACAUAAAAUGGCAGACGGUCCCAUCUUCCUCAACGAGCGCGGGCUCAGCCUCGAGGUCCGCGUGCAGCCUGUGGUGCUGUUGACCAUCAUUGACCACUUUACUCGACGAAACGAGAACCAGAAGCGCGUUAUUGGCACUCUGCUGGGCUCUGUGCACGACGGCAUUGUCGAAGUGUCCAACUGCUUUGCGCUCCCGCACAUGGAUGCUGCAGCAGAUGUGCACCUCGAUCUUGCUCAUCACAAGCUGAUGCUGCGCCUGCACAAGCGAAUCGCACCCAGGGAGCAGGUUGUUGGCUGGUACACGACUGGCGACGAGAUUACGAGCCACUCGGUCACCGUUCACACCCAGUUCUAUUCAGACUUGACAGCAUCCCCCAUUCUGCUCACGGUUGAUACUGCCAUGCGUGGCGGCAAGCUUGGUGUCCAGGCCUUCACUGGAGCACCUCUCGGUACGUCCGAUCGUCCCGGCGGCGUCGUUUUCGCUCCCGUCAAGUGCGAGGUCAAAAUGUUUGAGGCCGACCGUGUCGGCAUCAAUCUCUUGCAGCGAACACGGGCAGCCCCCAACCGCGCCACCCCGCUCCUCACUGAGCUCGAUACUCUCGAAGCUUCCAUCAUCAAGCUUCAAAGUCAUCUUGCCACGGCUGUGGCCCACGUUGAAAAGGUUUUGGCUGGCAAAGUUCCUUCAGACGCCGAGCUUGGCCGAAUGCUCUCGGACGCUGCCUCCUCGGUGCCAAAGUUCGAGGCUGCACAAUUCGAAAAGCUCUUCAACUCCAACCUACAGGAUUUGCUCAUGGUCAUGUAUCUCUCCAGCCUAACGCGCACACAAUUGUCAAUCGCAGACCGGUUGAACUCGGCCGUUUUCUAAGUCUGUCCAGUUGUACUCCUCCGCCUCGUCCUUGUGCUGUUGGUGUUCUAGUAGCUUUUUUUUUUUUUGUCGUUUUGUUGGUCUUGUUUUGUGUAAGUGUUUGUUUCUUUCCUUUUUGUUUCGGUGCACAACAAUAAUAGGGUGUUUUACCGCGGCAACA
Molecule: messenger RNA, 1049 nt
Organism: Capsaspora owczarzaki ATCC 30864
Lineage: Eukaryota; Filasterea; Ministeriida; Capsasporidae
Exons: 2
Coding region: 32-889 (285 amino acids)
Biological process (GO): translational initiation
Cellular component (GO): eukaryotic translation initiation factor 3 complex, eIF3m
Molecular function (GO): metallopeptidase activity; translation initiation factor binding; translation initiation factor activity
Source: RefSeq, a predicted model, not a curated record